AUGAACCCGGCUAAUGGCAUUCUUAGACAUUUCUCGACGCAUUUGCAGAAUACCAAAUCCGAUUGGGUCAGCCUGCCCCUUGUCGAGGGUGUCGGUAUUGCCUUCGAUCGCGGCAUCGUCGAACACUUGCAAGGCACCGUGGGUGCCAGCAUUAAUGAAGAUCAACUUUUCACUCUGAUCCACGGGGCCAUCAUUGGACCUUCUUCUGGACUCAAUGCCCAUGGAAGAGGGCUUUCUUGCACGCUCGCGUCCAAGGCGGAGGCAGACGACUUGCCGUGGGAGAACAUAAGUCCAUUGUCUGUCAUAGGGCGUCAACGAAAUAGUGCCGGCAGUGUCGAUCCCUCUUCCAACGAAAGCAAAAAGCUCCAAGGUAACCUACAGAAUGCAUCUCCUGGGCUACUCUUAGAGGCCUUGGGCGACAAGAUAUCGUCGAUUACGAGGAUCGAUAGGGAUGAGAUUACGGCCGACAGAAGUCUACUUGACUACGGACUCGAUAGCCUGUUCUCCCUGGAGCUUCGGAAUUGGAUCAGACGGCAGUUGAACGUUGACAUGGCGCUCAAAGACAUUACUGCUGCCCCUAAUUUGAAAACUUUGGUCCAGCGGAUUACUCCUCGCAUGGCAUCCGUCUCGGCUGCUCCACAGACUCAACCCCUUACGAAGGCCGCUGCUGAAAGUGGUUCGACGCCAAUUUCUUCCAGUCAUUCGCCCGAAAAUGCGGUUUUACCACGACUCCCACUCUCUCCCUUACUUGGUCUUCAAUCUGACGACGAGCGAGACAGCAUAGAGGAGCAGCUCCAGGCUAUCGGGAUUGAUUCAUCUAAUGUGGAGCUAGUGUUGCCUUGUGCACCCGUACAAGAGGGUGUACUUUUCGCUCAAUUUAAGGGUCAGGCACGUCAAUACUUUGACUAUAGGCCUAUGAAAAUUAGAGUCCAAGAUGACACCGGUCAGGUCGAUGUUGACCAGGUCGAAACAUAA
Penicillium concentricum is the source of this 975-nucleotide messenger RNA. RefSeq names its product acyl carrier protein. Gene Ontology annotation, molecular function: phosphopantetheine binding. The transcript has a single exon. Lineage: Eukaryota; Fungi; Ascomycota; Eurotiomycetes; Eurotiales; Aspergillaceae. The coding region runs from base 1 to 975 and encodes 324 amino acids. The record is from RefSeq and is a predicted model, not a curated record.